This is a messenger RNA of Symbiodinium natans, 852 nucleotides long. NCBI's taxonomy places the organism in Eukaryota, Dinophyceae, Suessiales, Symbiodiniaceae. The record is from the annotation of a GenBank genome assembly.
AUGAAGCGCAGCUUCUUCUUGUGGCUUUGCAGCAGCUUGCUGGGGAUUGUCCAAAGUGUGAUAUCCAACCGAUCCCUUGCGGUGGAAGCUGUGGAUGCUGUGAAUGCUUCGAUUCGUGCUGGUGGGCAACCUUUGGUUGCGGGAAGCUUAGUUCAUGGCAUGUUGCUGGUGAGGGUGGUGACCUACAAUCUGUAUUGGUGGUGCGUGUCGGACGAGUACGGGAACUGUCCUCAAUACGCAGAUGGAAAGGGAUUUCAAAAAUUGUUUGCCAGAAUCCAAGAGAAUGGCCCCUUUGACCUCAUUGGCUUCCAAGAAUGUGAUGACGUAGGCAAAGUCAUCACCGGCACCAGUUUGGCUACAAGCUUCGAGUACUACACGCCAGCCAAAGGCAACGACGCCCCGAUGGCUUGGCAGCACACCAAAUAUCGUGCAGUGGAUGGGCCGGGUACGGUGUGGAUCGCCAGGGAUAAGUACGGAGACCGCAAGAUGAAUUGGGUCCGGCUUCAGGUCAUCGGAAGUAGCACGACCAUUUUCUUUGCAAACACGCAUGGGCCCUUAGAUCAAUGUGGUGGUGGCCCUGGCGAAACAGUUGCUUCCAACUUCAUCAACGCGGUCUACAGCCACAAGAAGCCAAAAGACCUGGUGGUUUUCACCGGUGAUUUCAACUGUGGCAGCAACCAAGACACGAUCAAGAAGCUUGCUGAGGCCACAGACAGCUCCUACAGUGGUGCUGACCACAUCUUCAGUAGCCGAGACGUGAAAGUGCUCUGGAAGGGUUCGAGUGGCUUGCCUCAACAUCUGGGAGGGCACGUCCCAUGGGCCUAUAACAAACACCAAGCCCUUUUCCCCUAA